Molecule: messenger RNA, 3423 nt
Organism: Gaeumannomyces tritici R3-111a-1
Lineage: Eukaryota; Fungi; Ascomycota; Sordariomycetes; Magnaporthales; Magnaporthaceae
Exons: 6
Coding region: 1-3423 (1140 amino acids)
Biological process (GO): protein phosphorylation
Molecular function (GO): protein kinase activity; ATP binding
Source: RefSeq, a predicted model, not a curated record
AUGUCGAGGCCACAGCCUGAUCCGCAACCGCCAGCGGGGCAGGUCCCUGCAGCAGGUCCCAUGCCACACAUCAACGACAUCCUCACUCCCAGAGAACGCCAGACGCGAGACCUGGCCAUCUACAUGAACAUUGUGUUCAACCACUACUGGACCGGCCAUAUUAACGACUUCCUUGCCUUCCGAGAGUAUUUUCUCCAGCGUUUAGAGCCCAUAUAUUUCAACAUCCCAGUGUGGCAUUUCCCCAGGCCAAAUGUCACAACCCUUCUCCCCAUGUUCAUUGGCGCCAUGCAGGGCACCCCGUUCCUCCAGCAGUCGUUGAAGCUAAGUGCCAGUGGAGGCGGGUCGGCAGGCGCCGAGGCUGCCAGACAACAGGUCGUGGCCUCUACCGCCGACCUCCUGACCACCGGCUUCAGAUUCGUCAAGAUCCUCGGCUACGGCGGCCUCGGCGUGACCGCUCUCUUCGAGACGACGGACGAGUACGGCUUGACGCACAAAGUCGUGGCCAAGGUCUCGCUAGACCCAGACAACGAUCUCGAGGGUGAAAAGGAGAACCACCGGGCUCUCAAGCGGUGUCUGCACAUCACGGAAGAACUCAAGGCGGUCUGGUACGACUCGAUAAACCCACUGGACAGGCACAAGAAGGAGAGGAUCGACGAGGGGAACGAGAUCCUCCUCAUCGAGUUCAUGAAGAAUGGCGAUCUCCGGGGCGUUCUCGAAAAGCUCGGCACCCACCGGGUGAAACUGUGCAACAGGCUCUUGUGGACGAUCUUCCGAAGCCUUUUCAAGGCCGCCCUCGCAAUGGCCUGGGGAGGCCAGCAGGAUAUCCCCAGGUCUAAUAUCUUGUGGGAUGAGACAGUUGGCUCCCUGGAGUACGACGAUCCUCAGUCCGGCUGGUCUUGGAUUCACCUGGACCUCGACCCCAAGAAUGUCCUUGUUGGCGAUCUCGAUAAGGGACAUUUUACUGCCCCAACCCCGGGGGCAAGGCCGGACUACAUGCUAUUCCCUAUCGUCAAGGAGCAAACGUCACUGGAGUGGGAGUACCUGGACGACCAGCUCUGGCAGAGACGGGAUGAGCUCCCCAUCUCAGCACCGGGCGACUUCGGUCGCUGGACCAACCUCUGGCAGGUCGGGAUGAUCAUGUGGUCCAUCGUAACAGGGUGUGAUCCCCUGCACCCGCCCCAGCUCAGGAGAUACCUCUUCAACGGGGCCGACGCGUACAGCUACGGAGUCUCGCUCAUCGGCAAUCAAGAAUUUGCCGACGUGGAUGCGACUUUGCUGCAUUUGAUCGUCAAGUGUCUGGACCACGACCCCAGGGCGCGCCCAGAAUUCACACUCCUCGAGCAGAUGAUUACAGCCGCGCUCGGCGACCCCGAUGGCGAGAAGUGGAAAGACUCACCACAGGGGGACGAGGAGCUGCAGCGCUUCGUGCACUGGCUCUUCAACGAGCCAAAGGACGCGCCCCCUCCCGACAUCAGCGGCCAGAGAGCGCCGGCAUGGCCGCGAAACCCGCCUGCCACACACUCUCCGCCUGCCGCACAAUCUCUGCCUGACACCCAAACUCUGCCUGUCGCCGCCGCCGCCGCGCAAGCGUCGCCGUCGUACGCCGCAACCUUCUCUACCGCCCCGGCUAGAAGCGAUUCAAGAUCGGUCUUUGCCCCUCCAGCCUUUGUGGCCCUUGAGGCUGCUAAUGCCCAGGCUUUGGCGUCGGACAGCACGAAAGUCGCUGGCGCUGCCACUUCCAACUGGGUGUCAGCGUCGUCCAGCACGAAAGUCCCCUCCUCUGAUCCCGCCGCCGGCCAGGCGUCAACCUCGUCCAACAGGAAAGUCGGCUCCGCUGGCGCAAACGAUGAGGACGGCGCUGACGCGGACGACCAUGGUGGCGACGAGGAGGACGAUGACGGCGAUGGCAGUGACGACGGAAACGGGGGCGCCAGCGGUACUGCAUGGCCUGCCGCCGGAUGGGGAGACGAGGAUGGCAAUGGCGCUGGCGCUGGCGACGAUGGAAACGGGGGCGCCGGCAGUAUUCCAGGCGGCGGCGAAGCUGUCGCACCUGCUUGGAAUGCCCCCAUCGGAUGGGACGACGACAUGUCCAACAUAUAUGACGCGAGUGACUAUAACCCGAACAAUAGGCCACCCGGAAACGUCACCGUCGGCAGCGCUGGGACAAGACGCAGCGGCGGCAUCGUUGACCCCCCGGCGGGCAGUGACCGCAUGGGCGGCUUUUUGGACUUUUUGGAAGCCGUCGGCCCCAGCAACCAACCGCCCGCCAUCAACAAUCCGACCGGGGAGAUCAGCCCGCCGCGGCCGGCAACGCGCCUACCGGAGCCACCCCGGGGGCGAGGCCGCCCCGCACCCCUAUACCAGCUGAGGAGGCUCGCCGGACCCAACGGCCCCGUCGCAGCACCCGCGCCGAGGCCCAUCUCGCUAUCCUCGGCCUUGUCCUCGUUGUCGGAACUGAGGCUCCCGCCGCCGCCGGCCGCCCCGCCCGGACCCCCGCCGCCGCCGCGCAUGUCUCCGCCACGCAUUUCUCUGCCGCCCAUCUCUCCGCUACGCAUAUCCCUACCUCGCAUCCCCCCGCCGCAGCAGCAGCAGCAGCGGCGGGGCAGCGCACGGUCGGGCAGCCGGGGUGCCAUCAGGAAGCCGACGGGCAGCCACAGCAACAGCAGCAGUGCCAAGAAGUUGGCGAGCAGUAAGAGCAGCUCCGCCGGUCGCAGCAGCAGCAGGCACACCUCGGCCAGCAGCGUCGAGAAGCUGGCGAGGAACAACAGCGACCCGCCGGGCGCGCCCCUGCUGGCGCCCCUGCCGCCGCCGCCGCCGCCCGUGCCGAGGCAGUACCUGGACCCGGCGCCAACGUCGGCCAUCUUCUCCUUCGCGGGCUGGCUGGGCGCCGUCGACGCCGAGGACGCGCUACAGAAGCAGCGGCGGCAGCAGCAGCAGCGGCAGAGGCCUUCACCGCAGAGGCCGCUCGGCGGCGGCAGCAGCAGCGACGGGCGCGUGCGCAAGGGCCCGAAGCUGCGCAGGCAGCCGGCCCUGCAGAACCUAAGGCGCGCGGCUGACGACGGUAGGCUGCGCAGACAGCCGGCCCUGCAUAACCUGAGGCGCGCGGCUGAUGGCGGUAGGCUGCGCAGGCAGCCGACCAUAUCGGACCUCCGGAGGGCCGCGGCGCUGGUGUCGCCGCAUGGGGGCCAACAGCAGCAGCGGCAACAGCUGCAGCCGCAGCAGCCGCAACCGCAGUCACAACAACAACCACAGCAACAGCAACAGCAACGACAGAGACGCCGUCGUGAUGUGCUUCGGGACAGGCUGGCGGGUCUGUUCGACUUUGCACGAAAGGACGGUGGCGGCCGUGCCCGGGGCCUGUUCAGGAGGUGGAACCGCCGCGACCGGGACGCCCAAGGCGGCGACCGUAUGGAUAUCGACUAG